CGGAGCGGCUCGAGCUGUGCCGGGCACGUCGACAUGAGCCGCAGCUCGGAGUGAGAAUGAACGCCUUCAGUAAGUGCUGGGAUGGACGAGGAAGGUUUACGGUCAGCGCGGAGCCCAACAACAGCGUGCCGUUGUGCCUCCAGGCUCCGCGAUGGUGUCACCUCUCCGCGCUUUCAUCCUCUGCUGUCCGGACAGCGGACACCGGCGGAGCAGUGACACAACCAUCAUCAGUGUGAGGAAGAGGGAGUAGAGGAGCUGUCAUGGAGAAACAGAGCAGAGGCAAGGAGGAAAUGCCGACAUCGAAGGAGGAGAAGCGCCGGGAGAAGAAGCCCAAAUCUGGGAAGCUUUUCAGGAAGAAAUCUCUGCGCUCUGUGGGGACUUUUAUGAACAGAAUCAUCAAAACUUUGGGCACUUUUACUCACUUUGGAGACGCUGACGCGCACGACGCGGAGGACGACGACGGUGGGUUCCGGAAUGGCGCACCUUGCACCUUGAGCGCGAGCUCGGGGAUCAUGAAAGAGGACGUACCGCUAACGUGGGAUCGAGUAGUGAAAAACCCAUCGAGCACGUCCUCUUCUCUGUGCACGGGCAGAGAGAAACUCCUGUACCAGUUUGGAGAGAAAGUCCCAGGUGUGCUGGGCUUGAAAAACCACGGGAACACGUGCUUCAUGAACGCCGUGGUGCAGUGUUUGAGCAACACCGACCUGCUGGCGGAGUAUCUGGGUCUGGAGCGGUACAAGCUGGAUCUGUGUCACACCAGGCUGAACGGAGUGGUGAGGACCGAGGAGGUGAUGAGGUUUGCGAAGGGAGAAGUCACGGAGCAGCUGGCUGCACUUGUGAGGGCUCUGUGGACUCUGGAGUACACCCCACAGCUGUCCGUGGACUUUAAGACAAUAGUCUCAAAGUAUGGAUCACAGUUUCGUGGGAAUUCCCAACAUGACGCCCUGGAGUUCCUGCUGUGGCUACUUGACCGCGUCCAUGAAGACGUCAACAUGGCCGCCCACAACAACAACAACAAGAUCAAAGCUCUCGGGGAGGGUCCAGGUGGAGCCGAGGAAGUCCCGUCCCCUGAUUUGUCUCAAUCCACGAACCACCGAGACCAGCACAGCUUUGUCCAGGAACAUUUCCAAGCACAGUACAAAUCGUCCCUGACUUGCCCUCACUGUCUGAAGCAGAGCAACACCUUCGACCCUUUCCUCUGCAUCUCCCUCCCCAUCCCUCUCCGACAGACCAGGCCGCUCUGUGUGAUCCUGGUCUUCAGCACCAAAGGACAGAGGUACCUGCGGGUCGGGCUGGCCGUGCCUCUGUUCGGCUCCGUGGCCUGCCUGAGGAGGAUGGUGGCUGACGAGGGCAAAAUUUCUCCAGACCAGGUGAUCCUGACAGAGGUCUACUCCACCGGCUUCCAUCGCUCCUUCUUUGAUGAAGACGAUCUGACCAGCAUCUCAGAGAACGAUGUCAUCUACGCCUUCCAGGCUCCGCCCCUUUACAUCAGAGGAGGCUCUGCACGGAUCUCAGGUUACCAUCACAGCCUCCCAUCCUCUCCCUACUCCACCGGCCCUGAAGGUCAGAGGUUGCCCUCAUCCGGCGCGCUGUCGACAGAGUUUCUCAACCAGGGCGUCCCUGUGAAGAUUCUGCUGUUGGUGUGCAACGCAGCGGGGGGCGGCCAGCAGACUGUGAGGUUUGGACCUCCAUUCCUGAUGAGGGAGGAUCGGUCUAUUUCCUGGGACCAGCUGCAGCAGAGCAUCCUCAGCAAGUUGUAUUACCUGAUGAUCAACGGAGCUCAGGCGCAGAACACCAGAGUGCUGUUCAACAUCCGAGUGGUGGGAGGAUCAGCGUUUUACAGCUAUCUGUCACCUCAGGACGGGCGGCCGCUCUACCAUCCUGCUGUGGACAGAGCUCUGAAGAUGUGCGGCUCAGGAGGACCUCCACAUGUGAAGCUCAUCAUCGAGUGGGAGCACAGAAUCAAAGACUGCCUGUUUGGAAACAUUCAUGAGGAGGUGGUGAAGGAUGCAGACAGCGUGAGGAAUCAGCAGCAGCAGCAUGUGCAGGCGUACAGCUGCACGCUGGAUGAGUGUUUCCAGCUGUACACCAAAGAGGAGCAGCUGGCCCCGGACGACGCCUGGAAGUGUCCCCACUGUAAGCAGCUGCAGCAGGGUGUAGUGAAGAUGAGUCUGUGGACGCUGCCCGACAUCCUCAUCCUCCACCUGAAGCGCUUCAGACAGGUGGGCGAGCGCAGGAACAAGCUCACCACCUUCGUUCAUUUUCCCCUGACCAGCCUGGACAUGACGCCCCACAUGGUCAACCGUGGCCACGCUACCCAUCAGCCCCCUCUGCAGCCGGGAUGGAAGCAGCCCAGACGACCUGACCUGGCUCCUCCUGACUUCCUGUACGAUUUGUACGCUGUGUGCAAUCACCACGGAGGGAUGCACGGCGGACAUUACACAGCGUUCUGCAGGAACUCGGUGGAUGGUCAGUGGUACAGCUAUGAUGACAGCAGCGCCGAACCGGUUCCAGAGGCGGAGGUGUGCACACGAGGAGCCUACAUCCUGUUUUAUCAAAGACGACACACCAUCCCUCCUUGGUCUGCCAGCUCAUCGCUCACUGGCUCCACCAGCUCCUCAGCCUCGGACCAUUGGCUGGUCCGGCUGACAGGGGGCAGCAAGCGUGGCAGUGUGGGGUCAGGAGGACCUGCUCCUGGAGCCCCAGGUCCUCCACAGGCUCCAGAGUCUCCUGAGCUCCCUGUGUUUGGAGAUGAGCCAUCGAAAACACAUGAAACGAAUGGAUUUGAAUCCAAGCAGUUUGUCCGUGGCUCUCAGGGGCGGAGCCUAAGCAUGAGAUCACCAACUAAACCGAAGGAGUCUCUGAGUAAAGUCCUGCCGCUGCGCUGGUCUUUUGGCUCCAAGGAUCGAGUCAAGCCCUCCUUUCAGAGACCGCCUGGAGAGCUGGUAGAGUACCUGGAGUCUGGACGGCGGCCACGAUGCACAAAAGAGCCAAUCAUAACCCUAGUGGCCACGCCUCCUCAGAGGACUACCCAGGUACGGGGAUUUGAAGCGAGACAGGACUGCAGCUCGCCGAGCGGUAGCAGUCUGAGCUGCACGGACAGACUCAGCUCUGACACGUGUUACUCCCCUAAAAUACCCGAGGGUCAGAGCAGAUUGAGCGAGAGGAGCAUCAACGGUCUGAGAGGACGGGACGACGGAUCUCUGAGACACAGGACGUGUAAGAGAGCCAGGACGGACCAGGGCCGGACCCUAGAGCUGCAGCUCCACAGGGGAGCUCUUCUGAUGGGUCACAUGAGCCACAGCGCCCCCCCGAGCAGAGACUCCACAUUAAGAAGGACCAAAGUCCACACAGGGGGGACGUUGAGACAGAAAGACCUGCUGCAGACUGUCCUUCAGCCUGAGGACAGACGGGGACAGAGAGGGCACGAAGGACGCAGCCAUGAGAGCCUCUUAUCGUUUUUUAAACAGGGAUUCAUGAGGAAGGACGUUCCGGGGUCACCGAUCAAAACGCACGACCCGACACGUCUGAACGGACACGGACACCUGGGGCGGGUAGCGUGCAGCAACCUAGCCAAACUGUCUCUGUCUAACGGGACCCUGACCAUGGGAGCAGCAGAGGACAGGAAGGCGUGUGAUAUUCACAACUGUAAGGUCCAGCUGGUCAACGGGAAGGUGGGGCAUCACGACCCUGUGGACAUAAAGCGAGCGCACAGCUCCUCUAACAUCCAGACCAAACUGGACCUGACGUUUCGCAGGUGUGCGUCCCUACAGAGGAACGGGGACAUCACGGCUCCUCCCCCUCACCGAAUCCUGCUGUCGGACAAACCGGGCUACGCCACUCUGCAGCGGACACGAUACAGUACCACCUCCCUGGUGCCUCUGUGACAGCCCAGAAUGACUGCUGAAUUCAAGGACCUCCCGGGGUGGUUCCAGAAGCUUCCAGUAGGAUUCACCGCUGGACAGAAGGCUGACCUCCUCUGCCCUCCUUCGUAGUACUGUUAUCAGUUCUUACCUGUGUGUGUCUUAAACUAAAUCUAUGCAGAGUUGAAUAGACGGAGGAGAAACACUGCUGUAAUAUGAUUCUGUUUUUUUGUUUUUAAAGCAAAAACAUUUGUGUACAAACUGGUUUUAUAUUUGAGCUAUGAUCGAUACUGGCAAAUAGCAGAGGGGUUGGCAGAGAUAAUGCAUUUUUUAAAACCAAUUUACUUUCAGAGCAUCUCUUCAGAAAGUUUAAAAAUACAAAAACAAAGUUUUUGAGAUCAUUGGAGUUUACAGAGUUAAAAUCUGUAAAAAAAAAAAAAAAAACAAGCAAAAAAAUUGAACCACCUGUAAGAAAUUCGGCUGUUGAAUCAUGCAUCAUCUACUUUAACAUUUACAAUCAUAUUGUGAUAGCAGUGCACCUUUUUCUGCAGCAUCAGAGAAAACAAGCUUAUUGUCAUUCGCAGUGUAAUACUUUGAAAAUUCUGCAAAGAAUCCUUUUAUCUUUGAAAGAUUUGGUCUUUUAUCCUGAAAUUGUAAUCUGAAAAAGCUCUGGAGCAUGACGCUGCUAUUGUUGAAAAACCAUUUAUACGUGAGUAAGAGGUUGACAAAUGCAUACAUGAAUCCACAAAUGCACAGUAAAAAAAUCCCACUUGCGCACAAAUGAAGUCAAAGAUCAAAGUGCAUGAUGAGCUGAGAUGAGUCUGGCUUCCUGCUGCUUGUCUCAGUCUUCAUCAAGGCUACAUAAAUCAUAUUAAAGGCAGAAUAAAGUAGCAUUAGCUUGUGUUGUAGCUAGACUUUUUCUCAUGUGGCAGUGAUUUAUACAGGAGUUGUCUGAAGUAUAUGCACUCAGACACAAGAAAGAAUAACAUCUAUUUGCCCCGUCUGAUCUCAAGCAUCCUGCAACUGUUUUAACCUUCAGUAAAAAAAAAAAAAAUUUCUUUUAAAAGUGCAAAACAGGGUGACAGAAAAAACAAGGUUUCAGUGUCAUUUAGUAGAUGGCUAUUUUCCAACAUCUGAGGGUAAGAACAACACCAGCAAAGAUCUAGACAGGUGCCGUGUUAGAGGCAGAGCUGAGCUGCUUUUACUGAUAAAAUAAGCAGUGAAACAACCAAUCAUUCAUGUGAGAAGACCUCUGCCCGUCAGUUACACCGGGUUUCAAAUUAUUAUUCAAAUUAUUAUUUUCUCUGAUAAUUUUCAACCAUUAGAGCAUAAUUCAAGUUUUAUUGUACAGUAAUAACUAUUAAAUAAAACCCUCACUGUUAUUAUGUACAACAGAGUUUCAAAACUUUUUAUAGGUUGUAAAGAACUGAAAAUGGUCAUUUGUUGAAUUUGCAGCAUUAGGAGGUCAUAUUCACUGAAAUCAA
This is a messenger RNA of Cheilinus undulatus (humphead wrasse), 5347 nucleotides long. It is a transcript of the gene usp43b, whose product is annotated as ubiquitin specific peptidase 43b. NCBI's taxonomy places the organism in Eukaryota, Metazoa, Chordata, Actinopteri, Labriformes, Labridae. Gene Ontology annotation, molecular function: cysteine-type deubiquitinase activity. The record is from RefSeq and is a predicted model, not a curated record. Gene Ontology annotation, biological process: protein deubiquitination. The transcript is spliced from 16 exons. The coding region runs from base 261 to 3887 and encodes 1208 amino acids.